Messenger RNA from Prorocentrum cordatum, 1158 nucleotides. NCBI's taxonomy places the organism in Eukaryota, Dinophyceae, Prorocentrales, Prorocentraceae. The record is from the annotation of a GenBank genome assembly.
UUCGCAGGGCCACCGUCCAAAGUACCCGUCAGUGGAGUCCCCGUUAGAGGGGCGCCGAGAGGACCUGGAGGCCAGGGACUCCUUCCUGGGGAAGCUGUGCCGAGGCAGGCUGGCCCUGGCGCAGGGGCUGGCCGCGGACGCGGAGAAGCUGUGGCAGCAGGCCGCGGCGGAGUUCCCGAGGCGCGUCGAGCCGCUGGUGGAGCUGUGGCAGCUGCACUCGUGGCAGGGGGCCCACAAGAAGGCCGUGCUGGUGAUGCAGAGAGCGGUGGACUCGGCCACGAGCCCAGAGAGUGAGCUCGGGCAGUACGUGACGGUCGACGUCGACGUGCUCCUCAGGCACAAGGCGUGGGCCGGCGCCGCCGGCACAUUGGGGCUGGAACACGUGGCGCACCUCCUGCUGGGCAGGUCCCUGCGGCGCUGCGGCCUCUGGACCGACGCCUGGAACGCCCUGCAGGCCGGGAACGGCGGCUGCAGCGGCCCCGCUCCCGGCCCCUUCGCGUACCAGCUGGUCAAGGUGUGCGUGGCGGCGCUGCAGGACCUGAUCGCCCAGGCGCAGCAGCGGCAGGGGGCGGGCGCGAUAGGAGGGCAGCCCGGCGCCGCGGGCGCCGAGGCCGCCGCCGCCGCGGCGGGCCCCGAGGCGGCCGCCCUGGCGCUCUGGGCCGGCCGGGCCCGCUCGCAGCUGCAGGCCUUCUCGCAGCACGAGCGCACCGACGCCGACAGGCGGAAGGGCUCGCAGUGGCGGAGCCGGCUCGGCGUCUGCCUGGAGCUCAUGGAGGACCUGGAGAGGCGGCCGCAGCCAGACGCGCCCGCGCCGCAGGACCUGCCCGAGCGGUGAUCCGGGCCGCCGCUGCGCAGAGGGCCAUGGCAGCUUGGCCCGCGCACGGCCGCCGCGGGCGGAGGCCGGAGCGGAGGCCGGCGCAGACAAGGCGCUCCUCCCUCGGAGAGCCCGGCGGGCCUCUCGGCGUGCAGGUCCGGCCUCCGUGCGGCGGGCGCCCUUCCGCCGUGGCGGGGCCCCUGCCAGGUUUUCUGUUGGUGGUUGGUUGGCUCUCGAGCAGGGGGAACGCAGCGGGGCUCGGAUGCGACGGCUCGGCCAGACGGCCGGGCGCGGGGCUGCAGACGCGGACGCGUGGAGGCGCACGCCGAGAGGGGCGCAGAGGC